CUCCUUCUAUAUGUCUCACCGCAAAGGCUGCGCUCGCGUUGUUGUUGUUCUCUGCUGGUUCUGUGCUCAUGCAAUAACUGGACCUUCCAGUUUUUCACCGGUUCGGCGUCGGAGUAUUUCGUUCACCCCCGGGACAAUGAUUGACGUUGAGCGCGAGUGCAUCAGCGUACAUGUGGGACAAGCCGGCGUCCAGAUGGGCAACGCCUGCUGGGAACUCUACUGCUUGGAGCACGGCAUUCAGCCGGAUGGACAGAUGCCCAGCGACAAGACCGUGGGUGGAGGAGACGACUCCUUCAACACCUUCUUCUCGGAGACUGGUUCCGGAAAGCACGUUCCGAGGGCGGUCUUUGUGGAUCUGGAACCCACCGUUGUGGACGAGGUCCGCACAGGAACCUACAGGCAGCUCUUCCACCCGGAACAGCUCAUCACAGGUAAGGAAGACGCGGCGAACAACUACGCUCGUGGCCACUACACCAUCGGCAAGGAGAUCGUCGAUCUGGUGCUCGACCGGAUCCGUAAGCUAGCAGACCAAUGCACAGGACUGCAGGGGUUCCUCAUCUUUCACAGUUUCGGAGGAGGAACAGGAUCUGGCUUCACGUCGUUGCUCAUGGAGCGCCUCUCCGUCGACUACGGCAAGAAGUCCAAGCUCGAAUUUUCCAUCUACCCUGCACCACAGGUGUCCACAGCGGUGGUAGAACCCUACAACUCUGUGCUGACCACUCAUACGACCCUGGAGCACUCGGACUGCGCUUUCAUGGUUGACAACGAGGCCAUCUACGACAUCUGCCGAAGAAACCUCGAUAUCGAGCGGCCCACUUACACCAACCUAAACCGUCUGAUUGGCCAAAUCGUCUCCUCCAUCACCGCUUCCCUGCGCUUCGACGGUGCCCUCAAUGUGGACCUCACGGAAUUCCAGACCAACUUGGUGCCUUACCCGCGCAUUCACUUCCCUCUGGCGACCUACGCACCGGUGAUUUCGGCGGAAAAGGCCUACCACGAACAGCUGACCGUGGGCGAGAUAACAAACUCUUGCUUCGAGCCAGCCAAUCAGAUGGUGAAGUGCGACCCACGUCAUGGAAAGUACAUGGCCGUCUGCUUGCUGUACAGAGGGGACGUGGUACCGAAGGACGUCAAUGCUGCUAUUGCUACUAUCAAGACCAAGAGGACAAUCCAGUUCGUGGACUGGUGUCCAACCGGAUUUAAGGUGGGCAUCAACUACCAACCUCCGACAGUCGUCCCAGGCGGAGACCUGUCCAAAGUGCAGCGCGCAGUAUGCAUGCUGUCCAACACCACAGCCAUUGCCGAAGCCUGGGCUCGACUUGAUCACAAGUUCGACCUGAUGUACGCCAAACGCGCCUUUGUCCACUGGUACGUCGGGGAAGGCAUGGAAGAAGGAGAGUUCUCAGAGGCCAGGGAGGACCUGGCGGCGCUGGAGAAGGACUACGAGGAAGUGGGCAUCGAUUCCAUUGAAGGCGACGCAGACGCUGAAGGCGAAGAGUAUUGAGUUGUGUCCUGCUGAGUACUACAGUGCUCUUCCUCACACUACUAUCAGGAUUUCACGGCCCUUUGCAAUGCCACCUCCUCCUUCUGGUGCACCGUUUCUUCAUAAAAGAAGAAUUCUCGCCGAUGUGAUGUAUUAAAUUCAAUCACUUACACCGUGAACUGAAAAAAUAAACAGGGUGCC
Messenger RNA from Ornithodoros turicata, 1684 nucleotides. Its product is annotated as tubulin alpha-1A chain. Lineage: Eukaryota; Metazoa; Arthropoda; Arachnida; Ixodida; Argasidae. The transcript has 5 exons. Gene Ontology annotation, biological process: microtubule cytoskeleton organization; mitotic cell cycle. Bases 11 to 1504 code for a protein of 497 amino acids. Gene Ontology annotation, cellular component: microtubule; cytoplasm. The record is from RefSeq and is a predicted model, not a curated record. Gene Ontology annotation, molecular function: GTP binding; structural constituent of cytoskeleton.